Oncorhynchus masou masou (cherry salmon) is the source of this 6888-nucleotide messenger RNA. RefSeq names its product zonadhesin-like. Bases 114 to 6251 code for a protein of 2045 amino acids. The transcript is spliced from 23 exons. Lineage: Eukaryota; Metazoa; Chordata; Actinopteri; Salmoniformes; Salmonidae. The record is from RefSeq and is a predicted model, not a curated record. Gene Ontology annotation, cellular component: membrane; extracellular matrix. Gene Ontology annotation, molecular function: protein binding.
AGUGAGACCUGACAACACUCGGAGACUCAGUACUCUCCACUCUCUCUGUACAAAGAGUGCAAACAGUGUUUUAUCUCUAGCCUCCAUAAGGGACCACAGCAAGGAGAACAGCCAUGCUAGGAGGCACCUACACUGGGUUGGUGACUACAGCAGCCCUCCUCUGCCUGCUACAGGCAGGAACCAACGCAAGCAUUGAAGGUGACAGCUCAUCAGUUACCAGGACAGAUGCAGGGACCUGUACUGUCCACAGCAACCCCCACUACAGCACCUUUGACGGGGCCAACUUCCGCUUCGUGGGACCCUGUACCUACGUCCUGACCCGGGUGUGCGCGCCCUCUGAGACACCCCUGUCCCACUUCAGUGUGGAGGUGAAGAAUGAGCUGAGAGGGAACUCCUCCGUGUCUGCUGUUCAGCAGGUCAAGGUGGAAGUGGAGAACCUCAGGGUCUCCCUGCACAAGAGACAAAACCACCGGGUCAUGGUCAAUGGCAUUUGGAGGAAACUCCCUCUGAGCCUCAAUGGCGGCACUGUCAACAUCCAAGGCAACGCCGCUUCCGUCACUGUGGAGACAAACUUCAACCUUUUUGUAUCCUACGACGACGCUGGUGCUGUUCAUAUCACCGUUCCCGUAUCGUACUCCGGUAAAGUCUGUGGCCUGUGUGGGAACUUCAACCACCUGAGAGACGAUGAUUACCAAACACCUGGCAGUUCCGAGGCUGAAGACUCUGCCACAUUCGGACAGAACUGGCAGAGCGAGGCCUGUGACUUGACCGUCCUCCCCCUUGAGUGUCAACCAACUGAGGAGGCGGAGUAUGCCAGCGAGCCAUACUGUGGGUCCCUGGUCUCCAGGCAUGGGCCUUUCUCUGGCUGCCAGUCUGUUCUGGGAGCAGAGACCUACUUCCGGAGCUGUGUGGCGGAGAUGUGUGGAGCAGAUGGUGACCCAGAGGUCCUGUGUGAAGCCCUGCAGUCCUACUCAGAUAUGUGUCUCAAGGCCGGGGUGCUCGUACCAGCCUGGAGGACCUCGACUAUGUGUCCCCUGAAGUGUGGUGCUAACAGCCACUACAAUGCCUGUGCUAAGGGCUGCCCUGAGGUCUGCUCCAGCAUGGAUAAUCAAGGGGCAUGUGGGAGGUGUGAGGAGAGGUGUGUGUGUGACCCAGGCUUCAAGCUCAGCGGGGGAAGUUGUGUACCUGCAGAGGACUGCGGCUGCUGGAUAAAGGGAGAACACUAUGAAAGAGGAGAGACAUUCAUGGAAGGUGAGUGUAAUUGUGUGUGCCAGUGUAUGGGUGGGGACAGACUCCAGUGUGCUGCUUCCUCCUGCGCGGCCGACGAGGUGUGCAAGGUCAAGGAGGGGGUCAACGGUUGCUUCCUCUCCAGCCCGGCCACCUGCCACGUCUACGGAGACCCCCACUACAUCACCUUCGACGGCAAGGCAUACACCUUCCAGGGGGGCUGCAGCUAUAACUUGGCCAAGACUUGCGGCGGGGACACACCCAUCCAGUUCUCAGUGACGGGCCAGAACUGGAACCCCAGAAACGAGAGCAGUGCCAAGCUGGGCGCAGUGGUUCUGGAGACAAGCGGUCUGCAUUUGAAGAUGCAAAACUACAGUGCCACAGUGAACCAUGUUUGGCAGCAUCUUCCUGUUACAGUAAAUGGCACAUACGGCGAGGUGAAGCUGUACAAGAAGAAGCAGUACACUGUCAUGGAGACGACCUUUGGCCUUCGGAUGCUGCUGGACGACCAGAGCAGGCUUUUCCUGCAGCUGGACGAGCGCUACAAGGGUAAGAUGUGCGGCCUUUGUGGUACCUACUCCGAUGACCAGGGGGAUGACUUCAUGACCCCUAACGGCACCAAACCCGAGACCAACGUGGUCACAUUCGCUAACAGCUGGAGAGUGAAUAGUCCGGAAGACGAUCGAUGUGUUGCCUCCCCCCCUGCCCCCCAACCAUGUGACUCUCAUUUGGACGAACAGGGCUACCGGGAGUGUUCCAAACUGCUGCGCGAAGCCUUCAAGCUCUGCCACCCCUUCGUCCACCCCACACCCUACAUCGACAGCUGUAUGUCCGACCACUGUGCCUCCGGGGGGAACAUACUUGUGACAUGUGACUCCCUGAGGUCCUAUGUGACCACCUGCGAAGUGGCCAAUGUGACCCUGCCUCCUUGGUGGAACGACACCGCCUGUGAUAGUCUCCCUGGCCCUCCCACGAUACCACCAACACCUGACAAGGAACUUUGUCCUCUAGACUGCAACUUUGACAAGAGCGAGUGUGGGUGGGAGCAAAUUAUUCAGGACAGUUUUGAUUGGAGGAGACUGAGAGGCCCAACCCCAUCUGACCUCACAGGGCCAACCCAAGACCAUACCACAGGAGGUGGCUCCUACAUGUACAUUGAGGGUGACGGUGUUUACCACGGAGACUCUGCCCGUAUGAUGAGCCCUAAAUGCCAAAACGGGCCAGGCAAAUACUGCCUGCGCUUCUGGUACCACAUGUACGGACAGGCCACAGCCAUGGCUCUCAAUGUCUACCAGCUUGACCAGCACAACAGAAACAAAAAACUGUGGUCCAAAGCCAACAACCAGGGCUCCACAUGGUAUCCGGCAGAAGUGGAUAUUAUAAUCGAUGGGUCAUUCAAGAUCAUCAUGGAGGGAAUACGAGGCUCUGACCCUCGGUCUGAUGUGGCAUUUGAUGACGUCUCCAUCCACUAUGAAUCAUGCUCAGGUUCUUCGAUUGGUGGUAUUAGUGGAGCUUCUGUUCCUUCCUCAGUUGAUGGAGGAGUUGCCCCACACCCAGUCUGCAACCUUGAUUGCGCUUUUGAGCAGGACCUCUGUGGUUUUACCCAGCUGAUGACAGGCGUUUUUGAUUGGACAAGGCACAGUGGCUCCACCCCCACUGCCAUGACUGGGCCAUCAGCUGACCACACAAAAGGAAGUCCAUUUGGUCACUACUUAUACAUCGAGGCCAACAGUGUGUCUGACGGAGACACGGCUCGCCUCCUCAGCUCUGAGUGUUCUGACCCCGGUCCUCAGUGUCUGCAGUUCUGGUACCACAUGUCUGGCUCGGCCGAGACCAUGGGUCUGCACGUCUACCUGCUCCAGGGCCGCUAUGUGGAUGGGGUGUGGGGGAAGAGGAACAACCAGGGAGACUCAUGGCAACGGGCUCAGGUGGAUCUGAUGACCACUGGACCUUUCCAGAUCUUCUUCGAGGGCCACAGAGGCACCACUGAUCAGUCCGACGUGACUAUAGAUGAUGUAUCUCUGCAUCGUGGGCGAUGUGCAGACUUGAUUAAGCCACCAACACCAACAGAGAAACCUGUUCUCCCUCCAGUGGACAAGUCCACCACUGCACCAGCUCCAACUACUACAAGACCUGAACCACCCACAACAACUAAGCUACAACCACCAACAACUGAUAGACCAGAAACACCAAGACCAACAACUGAAAGACCACAACCACCUAGACCAACAAAUGAAAGACGAAGACCACCUAGACCAACAACUGAAAGAUCACGACCACCUAGACCAACAACUGAUAGACCAGAAACACCAAGACCAACAACUGAAAGGUCAGAAACACCAAGACCAACAACUGCAAGACCAGAAACACCAAGACCAACAACUGCAAGACCAGAAACACCAAGACCAACAACUGAAAAAUCAGAAACACCAAGACCAACAACUGAAAGUAAAGAAACACCAAAACCAACAACUGCUAGACCAGAAACACCAAGACCAACAACUGAAAGAUCACGACCACCUAGACCAACCACUGCAAGACCAGAAACACCAAGACCAACAACUGAAAGUCCAGGAACACCAAGACCAACAACUGAAAGACCACAACCACCAAGACCAACAACUGCAAGACCAGAAACACCAAGACCAACAACUGUAAGACCAGAAACACCAAGACCAACAACUGAAAGACCAGAAACACCAAGACCAACAACUGAAAGACCACAACCACCAAGACCAACAACUGCAAGACCAGAAACACCAAAACCAACAACUGCAAGACCAGAAACACCAAAACCAACAACUGCUAGACCAGAAACACCAAGACCAACAACUGAAAGAUCACAACCACCUAGACCAACAACUGCAAGACCAGAAACACCAAGACCAACAACUGAAAGACCAGGAACACCAAGACCAACAACUGAAAGACCACAACCACCAAUACCAACAACUGAAAGACCAGAAACACCAAGACCAACAACUGCAAGACCAGAAACACCAAGACCAACAACUGAAAGACCAGAUACACCAAGACCAACAACUGCUAGACCAGAAACACCAAGACCAAGAACUGAAAGACCAGAAACACCAAGACCAACAACUGAAAGACCACAACCACCAAGACCAACAACUGCAAGACCAGAAACACCAAGACCAACAACUGCAAGAUCAGAAACACCAAGACCAAAGACCGCAAGACCAGAAACACCAAGACCAACAACUGCUAGACCAGAAACACCAAGACCAAGAACUGAAAGACCAGAAACACCAAGACCAACAACUGAAAGACCAGAAACACCAAGACCAACAACUGAAAGACCACAACCACCUAGACCAACAACUGAAAGACAAAGACCACCUAGACCAACAACUGAAAGACCAGGAACACCAAGACCACAACCACCAAGACCAACAACUGCAAGACCAGAAACACCAAGACCAACAACUGCAAGACCAGAAACAUCAAGACCAACAACUGAAAGACCAGAAACACCAAGACCAACAACUGACAGACCACAACCACCAAGACCAACAACUGAAAGACCAGAAACACCAAAACCAACAACUGCUAGACCAGAAACACCAAGACCAACAACUGAAAGAUCACGACCACCUAGACCAACAACUGCAAGACCAGAAACACCAAGACCAACAACUGCAAGAUCAGAAACACCAAGACCAAAAACUGCAAGACCAGAAACAUCAAGACCAACAACUGCUAGACCAGAAACACCAAGACCAAGAACUGAAAGACCAGAAACACCAAGACCAAGAACUGCAAGACCAGAAACACCAAGACCAACAACUGAAAGACCACAACCACCUAGACCAACAAAUGAAAGACUACGACCACUAAGACCAACAACUGAAAGACUACGACCACCAAGACCAACAACUGAAAGACCAAGACCACCUAGACCAACAACAGAAAGACCACAAACCCUACAAUCAACAACUGAAAGACCACCAAGACCAACAAAUGCAAGACCACAACCGCCCACCACAGCAAGACCAACGCCAUCUUGCCUAAAGAACAGCCAUUACAUCUCCUGCAUCUCCGCCUGCCAGCCCACCUGUAAGCACCUCCACGGCCCUCCUGACUGCCGUGCUGACGAGCCCUGUGUACAGGGUUGUGUAUGUGACGACGGCUUUGUUCUCAAACAGAGGGUGUGUGUGCCCAUCCAGCAGUGUGGCUGUGUAGGCAGCAAUGGCAACAGUCAUAAUUUUAAAGAGAACUGGUACACUGAGCACUGCCAUCAAAAGUGUGAGUGUGAUGAAGGCGACGGUGUGGGGGAGAUUGACUGCGACGAUGAAAAUGGGUGUGAUGAGGAUACCGUCUGUUUUCAGAAUGAAGCCGGACAGUAUUUCUGCAAGUCAACAGACUUCAGCGAGUGCUCUAUCAAUGGAGAGCCAGAGUACAGAACUUUUGACAACAUGAAGCGUGACUUUGACAGCAGAAACUCCUACAUUCUGGUCCAGACCACAGGCCUGUCCAAGAACCAGCAAGACGUCUACAUCGAGGCCGUCAUUGAGAUCGUCAACCAGGAUGGUGUGGACAGUCACGGGGACAGUAGACAUGGUGGCAGUCGUCAUGGUAACAGCAAGGAUGAGGACAAGCAUAAAGACAGCAAGGAAAGGGACAGCAAUGAAGACAGCCAUGAUCACAGCAAAGAGAACGACAACCGUCUGCGAUUCAGAGGACUGAAGAUCAGAGUCUAUAACCACACAGUGGAGUUCAGAAACAACAGGAAACUUGUUCUGGACGGUAGGAGCACCCGUGCCCCUGUCUCACCAGCAGGUGGACUGAGGAUUCUGGAGCGUUCCUCUCGUAUCUACCUGAAGACAGACUUUGGCCUCUCCGUGGAGUUUGAUGGAGACAGCAGAGCAGAGAUCAUCCUGCCCCACACCUACAAGAGGAGGGUAGGCGGCCUGUGUGGCAACUUUGAUGGCAACAAGAAGAACGAUAUGAUGAAGCCCGACAGUAACCAGGCCAAGAGCAUCAAGGAGUUCAGAGAGAGCUAGAGAGUGACAGAGGGCAGACUGAACAUAACAUGGAAAGGAUCAUCUUCCCUUCGUAACGUUGUCUAUGGCCAGUGACCUGACCUCCAUGCAUCAAGACCAUUGAUUGUGUAAUAUUCUUCUCAUAGGCAGACACUUUCCUUCCUACAAUGGACACAGCGUAUUUGAAAGUACUUGGGUUAAACAAAAAAAAGCUUGGGUUUUUGUGGACUGUAUGGAGAGGAGAUCAAUGAAGUAUUCUACUUCUUCUAUAUGACUGUUGGUUUAAAUCCUGUCGUUACUGUGGCUUAUGGCCCAAAUGUCUUCUGAGAUCCCUUUCAGUCUUACUGUAGGGUCUUUGCACAGUUCACCUAGUGUAUGAAUCAAUGUACACAAGUUACAUAUUUGUGUAUUACUGCUAACGUGUGCUAUAUAUUCAAAAGCCCACAUUCCUUUAGCUUUAGGCUGAUGUCCAAUAGUUCAGUGACUGUAAUGUGCAAUAUUACUGUACGAUAAUAGAAAACGAUGUAAACAAAGGAUGCAAGUGUUUUAGCUGAUGUUUUAUCCCACUGAAUGUAUGUUUUAUUUCUUGAAUUAUAUUGCUAGGAAUGAUAGGAAUUUUAUGAGAUCUUAUAAAUAAUAAAAAAUGAUUCACACUGCA